Psylliodes chrysocephalus is the source of this 2778-nucleotide messenger RNA. NCBI's taxonomy places the organism in Eukaryota, Metazoa, Arthropoda, Insecta, Coleoptera, Chrysomelidae. The record is from the annotation of a GenBank genome assembly.
AUGGAGGUGAAAAUGUGGAGGUGGUUGUUUAGUUUGUUUUUCUUCUUUUAUGGUGUAGAUAAAAUUGAUUGCUCUAAGACCGUCGUGACUAUUGGCGUACUUCUGGAAGAUUUAAGUUCACAAAUAAAUAUUCCGCUAAACAGCACAAUUUACAAAAAAAAUCUGUUUGACCAGAGAGCUUAUUUUUCUACUAAAAUGAUGCAAGUAUCGUCUACAGAUACUUUUGAAGCAAGUUUAACACUGUGUUCCAUGUUGGAUUCCGACUUAGGAGUGGUGGCGGUUUAUUCAGAUUCUAUAAGAACAAUUCCGAUUUUAGAAUCAACCUGCACCUUUUUCGAAAUUCCAUUCUUAAUCACCAACUGGAAAUCUCCGUCUCCUAUAAAACGGGAUCCAGAGAAAGUCAGAGCUUUGAUUAAUUUUUUUCCCGAAGCAGAACUUUUCGCAAAAGGUUUGGCAGAUAUCGUGAGAAGUUUACAAUGGAGUAGUUUUAUUAUUAUAUAUGAAAAUGAAGAAGGUUUGAUCAGAAUGCAAGAAAUUCUAAAAUUGCAGGAACUGAAUCCUGAUUCCAAACAGAACAAUAUACUAGUGAUGCAAUUAGGGCCAGGACCGGAUUACAGGCCACUUCUUAAAAAAAUUCGAAACACGACAGAGGAUAAUAUCAUCUUAGAUUGUAACACGAAUAAAAUUAUGAUGAUUUUAACUCAAGCUAAGGAGGUUGGAAUGCUUGAACUGCACAAUAGAUAUUUCAUAACAUCUUUGGACGCCCAUACAUUAGAUUUGUCAUAUUUAAAUACAACUGCGAAUAUAACGUCGAUAAGGCUACAUGAUCCAAAAAGUGAUGAUUUUUUAAAUACUGUUCAUCGGUGGGAACUCACGGAAUUUGAAAAUCAUAACAGAAGGGUUCCUCUAGAUCCUCUUUCUAUUAAGACUGAAACCGUUCUAUUCCAUGAUGCUGUUCUUCUAUUAACUGAUACUGUAAACGCAAUGUCUAUAAGGCCAGGAAUAAACAUAAGUCCUCUAUCGUGUAACAGGACCGAAACGUCUCAAGAUGGGUUUACAUUAAGAAAAUACAUGUUAAUCAAUACCCCUUCCAUGACCUUGUCAGGACCUUUAAAGUUUAACGAUGAAGGUGGUAGAAUAGAUUUUAAUAUUCAUGUAGUUGAUAACAUUGAUGAUACAGUCAUAGCAACUUCAUACGCUGCAAAUAAUUCUUUGGUCCUACAUAGAGAUUAUAAUCAAACAAUGGAUGCAGCAGUUUUGAAUUUACAAAAAAUUACUGUCAUAGUAUCAUCAAGAAUUGGUGAACCGUAUUUAAUGUAUAGGCAACCUUCUUAUGAAGGAGAAAUUUUGACGGGCAAUAAUAGAUAUGAAGGAUAUUCGAUGGAUCUUAUUGCAGGUAUUGCCAAAAUUAUCGGUUUCAAUUUUCAAUUUGAGAUAACCGAAAAGUACGGAAAUUAUGAUCCGACAGAACGCAGAUGGAACGGUUUGAUUGGAGAAAUACUAGAAAAAAGAGCCCACCUUGCGGUUUGUGAUUUAACUAUUACACCCGAAAGACGAGAAGUAGUUGAUUUCAGUAUGCCGUUUAUGACUUUAGGUAUUGGUAUCUUAUAUUAUAAGGGAGAAGCAGAUAAAACCACAGACAUGUUCAAAUUUUUGGAACCAUUCUCCACGAGUGUUUGGAUAUAUACAGCUACCUUAUAUCUUGUUAUUUCGAUUGUUCUUUACUUUAUAGCCAGAAUGACUCCUGGCGAUUGGGAAAAUCCUCAACCAUAUGAAGAAAAUCCAGAAGAAUUAGAAAACAUUUGGGACAUAAAAAAUUGUUUUUGGCUUACCUUAGGGUCUAUUAUGACCCAGGGUUGUGAUAUAUUGCCAAAAGGCAUUUCUUCAAGAAUUGCAGUAGGCGUGUGGUGGUUUUUUUCAUUAAUUAUGACAAGUUCUUACACAGCCAAUUUGGCAGCCUUCUUGACCAAAGCUAGCUUAGAAGCACCGAUAGAUAGUGCUGAAGCAUUAUCCAAACAGACGAAAAUUAAAUACGGUUUGCUUUCAGGAGGAUCUACGGAAUCAUUUUUUGCGAAUUCCAAUUUUUCUACAUAUCAAAGGAUGUGGCUGAAUAUGCAACAAGCUAAACCUAGCGUUUUUGAAGCUUCCAACGACGACGGUGUUCAAAGGGUCCGAAAUACGAAAAACGCGCUCUACGCAUUUUUGAUGGAAUCCACGCAAAUAGAAUAUGUGAUGGCGACAAAACCUGACCUAAAGAGAGUAGGUGAUUUACUCGACUCCAAGAGCUACGGAAUUGCUAUGCCAAUGAAUUCACCCUACAGAAGUGCUAUAAACAAAGCAGUAUUAGAAAUGCAAGAAACUGGGGUUCUUGAAAAAUUAAAAAAGACAUGGUGGGAAAAAAAUAAAGAAGAGCCGAAGGAUUCCGAACAAGACACAGGAGACGAAACAGACAGUCUCAAACUUGGUAUAUCAAACUUAGGAGGUAUCUUCUUAGUUCUUGGAAUUGGUAUAGCGAUGUCUUGUGCUUUCGCUAUUGUGGAAUUCUUAUGGAACUGUAGAAAUAUUUCCGUGGAAGAACAUAUUACAUAUAUGCAAGCCCUUAAACUGGAACUAAAAUUUGCAUGUAACGUUUUUAUUACAAAAAAGAGAGUCAAACCAUUACUGUCAGAAGCAUCUUCAUCAGAAAGCGAAAAAAAUGAAGAAAAUAAAAAUGACAGCAAGAGUAUGAUUCACGGUAUUCUACAAAGUGCAGAAUCAAAUCUAAACAUAGUUCAUUGA